GGUUCAUUUGAUCACUCACACUGCAAUAAAAGGCCGUGGCUCACCUCAUUAUACUCUUCUCUCACACAUACACACGACCUCCAGCUUCACGAUGCCGGCUGAUUUCAAUGGAACAUGGGAGAUGGUCAGCAAUGACAACUUUGAGGAUGUCAUGAAGGCUCUGGACAUUGACUUUGCCACCCGUAAGAUCGCAGUGCAUCUCAAGCAGACUAAGGUCAUUGUGCAGAACGGAGACAAAUUCGAGACCAAAACACUCAGCACCUUCAGAAACUAUGAGGUCGAUUUCACCAUCGGGGAGGAGUUUGAGGAGCGCACAAAAGCCCUGGACAACAGAGUUGUUAAGACCCUGGUGAUAUGGGAGGGUGAUAAACUGGUGUGUGUGCAAAAGGGAGAAAAGGAGAACCGUGGCUGGAGGCAAUGGAUUGAAGGAGACCUGCUUCACUUGGACAUCUACUGUCAGGACAAACUCUGCCAUCAAGUCUUCAAGAAGAAAAACUAAUACUCCAUAAAUAACUGGAUAUUCCCACCUGGGUUAGGUGUUAUGCUGUGUAUAUUUAUUAAAUCAAUUUUAAUGAACAGCUUCAACCAAAUACACUAAUUGGUGCUCCAUGUUUGAGAAUUUCUUUAAAGCAAAUAAAGGUUUCUGAUAA
This is a messenger RNA of Cyprinus carpio (common carp), 650 nucleotides long. RefSeq names its product retinol-binding protein 2-like. Gene Ontology annotation, biological process: fatty acid transport. Gene Ontology annotation, cellular component: cytosol; nucleus. The record is from RefSeq and is a predicted model, not a curated record. NCBI's taxonomy places the organism in Eukaryota, Metazoa, Chordata, Actinopteri, Cypriniformes, Cyprinidae. Gene Ontology annotation, molecular function: fatty acid binding.